AUCAUUCAUCCCUAAUUAACUAUUUCCAAUCUAAUUCAGAGGAAUUACCGAUUGGAAAUACGUUACAGGGCAACGAUCUCUUACUGCCAAUUGGAAUUGAUGUAGCGGCAGCGCAAUUUAAUAAUGCAGGUGAAGAACGAGUUUGGGCACAACUUGCUGACGUAAUAGGGAUGCAACCUAUUGAUUCUAUUGACAUAGAAAGGGCACAACUUAAUAACAUCGCAAUGGCACAAGCAAGCUCACUACACGCUGCAG
This is a messenger RNA of Dentiscutata erythropus, 255 nucleotides long. Lineage: Eukaryota; Fungi; Glomeromycota; Glomeromycetes; Diversisporales; Gigasporaceae. The record is from the annotation of a GenBank genome assembly.